Messenger RNA from Colletotrichum abscissum, 1194 nucleotides. RefSeq lists its product as uncharacterized. Gene Ontology annotation, molecular function: transporter activity. The record is from RefSeq and is a predicted model, not a curated record. NCBI's taxonomy places the organism in Eukaryota, Fungi, Ascomycota, Sordariomycetes, Glomerellales, Glomerellaceae. Gene Ontology annotation, biological process: transport. The coding region runs from base 1 to 1194 and encodes 397 amino acids. Gene Ontology annotation, cellular component: membrane. The transcript is spliced from 5 exons.
AUGCUUAUUUACGAAGCUCUUAUCCAGGCCCGCGGCCUUCUUCGCGACAAUGACAGCAGCUCUAAUAGCACCAAGGAUACCUGCCCACACAUCUCCCUCGCCGAAGAUGCAUCUCAACCCCUCUUUGGCACCAUGUCCUUCUACACCUUCAACAUGAUCCUCUCUGGUAGCUUCGCCGCCGCAUCGUGUCUCAUCAUCUUCACCCUCAUGAUCCUCCACGCGACGCAUCUCAGCAAGAGUAACGAGCAAAUCAAAAUCCUCAGAAUCUCCCUCAUCAUCCCCUUCUGGUCCAUCAUCUCUUUUCUGUCAAUCUGCUUCCCCACGGCCGAGGUCUACCUCCACCCCUGGCUCGAGUUCGUCCAGUCCAUCUGUCUGGCCACUUUCUUCCUCCUCCUGUGCGAGUUCGUCUCGCCUAGCGAGCAGCACAGGGAUGUCUUCUUCGCCGGCAUGACUGUGAAGAAUAAGAAGGCUGCCAAUGGGGAGGAGAAUGGUCUUGAGUGGUAUAGGAAAAUGUGGUUCGCCGUCUUCCAAUAUCCAGUCGUCGCCCUCCUCGUCGCCAUCUUGACCGCCAUCACCCAAGCUGCCGGAGUCUACUGUGAGUUCGAAAGCAAAGUACAUUUCGCUAGACUAUGGCUGCAAAUCAUCGGCACCGCCUCCCUCACCAUCGCCCUCAUGACCGUCAUCCGCUUCUUCAUGCAACUCCGGAAAAAGCUCUCCCACCACCAACCCCUCGCCAAAUUCUUCGCCUUCAAGCUCGUCGUCACCCUCACCUUUCUCGAAAACAUCAUCUUCUGGAUCCUCAAGGACACGGGCGCCCUCAACCCGACGUCCACCCUCACCGACGCCGAUCUGCGCAUCGGCAUCCCUUCCAUGCUCGUCUGCAUCGAGAUGCUGCCGCUGGCUGCGUUCUUCCACCACGCGUACUCGCACCGGCCCUACGUCAUUGGCGGCGGGAACACGCGUCGGCCGUUGGCGGGGGAUUUGGAGGCGUAUGAGCCGCAGACGUACUCUGGUGGGCCCGGGGGUGUGUGGGCGCUGGUGGAGAUGUGGAACCCGAUGGAGAUUGUCGAGGCGAUUGUGUUUGGGUUGAAGAUGAAGGCGGAGGAGAGGAAGCAGUCUAGGGCCAGGGGGCGCGAGUGGCAGUCGACUAAGUAUCAGUCGGUCGAGGAGCCGUAUGAGAUGGGCAGGAGAUGA